GACGAGCAUGUAAUAGAGAUUACUUUUACUGUGAUGUUUAUCUCGUACAAAUGAAGCAUAUCAGAAGCAUCUACAAACAAGAAAUGCACGUGAAGUGUGGGGCCAGAGAUCCACUUGUUCCACUAACCCCUUGUGAAUCAGGAACACCACUGAGUGGUUUGAAAGGUAAUGGAAGAACAAUGGAAACAUCAAAAGCUGAAUGUGAAAAUAUUUUGGAAAAUGAAAGGGAGGGGACCUUACACGGAGGCCUUAAACAAGGAAAAACCAAAUAUUCAUGUACAGCUCUUGAACGUUUUAUAUAUGUUUUAAUCGGAAGUCUGGUGUGUGUGAUAGUUUCAGUCACAACUGUUAAAAUAAUGAGGCUACGCAAACAGCUAAAAUAUGAUAAACAAGAUCGACAAGGAAAGGCGGCGUUCAAUGAACGCAACCCCACCCGACCCAGUUACAAAAGUCAGUGGCAAGGAGCCCAGGAGGACCCCAAACAAAAACAGGACAGGGCACAAGGCAGAGAGCAUGGGCAGGCUAACUACUAAAAUCAUAAAUAAAUAGUAACUGAUCAGGAAAAUAAAAAAAAAUCUGGAAAAAAGUGAUCCCUCGGAAGUAUUAAUCACAACAAAAUUGCAAGAAAAUUGCAGACUCGGUUUGAUUGAGUCUGUACAUGAGGGAUAAUGGAUAUGUGCAACAUCCCUCACGCCCCCUAGCACCGACUUGAGCGGUACUCAAUUCUCAACACUUAAUAGUGCUGGCAUCAAUGAUCCCGAAGGACCAGAAAACAUAACAACACUGAAGUGAAGUACAGGGCAACUAUUUACAGCUGCCACACAGCACUUGACACCUGCUGUUGUGAAGUAUAAAAAUUCUGGAAACAAAGUGAUCCCUCGGAAGCAUUAAUCACAUCAAAAUUACAAAAUAAUUGCAGACUCGGUUUGAUUGAGUCUGUAUAUGAGGGAUAAUGGAUAUGUGCAACAUCCCUCAGGCCCCCUUAGCGUCAAAGUUAAAAAGCAGGCAGCAUAUGCUAAGGGUGAUUCACCAUUAUUCAAUUAGAAUUAUUGGAACCACCCAACUAGAAAAGGUCAAAUAGUCAGAACUAAGAAUACCACAAAUGCAUCAGUAAUCGUGCUGAACGAUCUUUAAGCAUCGCAAAUAUAACAUCUCUGAUGGAAUGUACGGGGCG
This is a messenger RNA of Ruditapes philippinarum (Manila clam), 1174 nucleotides long. RefSeq lists its product as uncharacterized. Lineage: Eukaryota; Metazoa; Mollusca; Bivalvia; Venerida; Veneridae. The transcript is spliced from 2 exons. The coding region runs from base 51 to 533 and encodes 160 amino acids. The record is from RefSeq and is a predicted model, not a curated record.